Messenger RNA from Acanthopagrus latus (yellowfin seabream), 3335 nucleotides. Its product is annotated as enhancer of mRNA-decapping protein 3-like. The record is from RefSeq and is a predicted model, not a curated record. Gene Ontology annotation, cellular component: P-body. Gene Ontology annotation, biological process: deadenylation-independent decapping of nuclear-transcribed mRNA; P-body assembly. Bases 140 to 1570 code for a protein of 476 amino acids. Gene Ontology annotation, molecular function: mRNA binding. The transcript has 7 exons. Lineage: Eukaryota; Metazoa; Chordata; Actinopteri; Spariformes; Sparidae.
AAAAAAAUCACAACAAAGCCACGUGGGCGAUACAGGAAGUGACGUCAGGUAGCAACCCGGAACUCGGCAAGGAACAACAACUGGAGCUUCCCUUGAACGCCUCGAUACCGUUUUAUCGACUCGGAUCAAAGCGAGUAGAAUGGCCUCAGACUGGUUGGGGAGUGUUGUGUCGAUAAACUGUGGCCUGACGUUGGGAGUUUAUCAGGGAGAGGUGUCGUGUGUUGAUCACGCCAGUCAGACCAUCUCACUGAGGCAGCCCUAUCACAACGGGGUCAGAUGUCCUGUUCCCGAAGUCACUUUCAGCGCCAUGGAUAUUAAGGAGCUGAAGUUCCUCGAUAUCCAGAACACGGUCAGCAAGCCCAGCUGUGCUCAGGGAGCUGCAACAGAACCCGUUUCUGUACCUUCAGGACGCCCUGCUCAGAGUAACAGAACCACUCAGUCGCACGCAACAAGCAGCAGCUCUUGUUCCAGCGCUGCUCCAAUCACCAUCCUACGCAGAGCUCCUGCAGGUUCGUCUAGCAGCAGAGGAGUGACGCAGGCCACACCGAAGAAAAACGGCCUGAGGAACGGCGGCGCUGGAGGGCCGAUGAGGGCGAAAGACGACGAGUGCUUCGGAGACGGGACCGAUGAGGACCUGGACACGGACUUCGACUUUGAGGGAAACCUGGCGCUGUUCGACAAAGCCGCGGUCUUCUCCCAGAUUGAAGGCACCAACAACCACAGCAACAGGACGCAGCAUCACAGCUCGCAGGCCGAACAGAAGCCCGUCUCGUAUCGCCACGAUGAGAAUAUUCUGCAGGGGAAACCCGUCAUAUUCAGACAGAUCACAGUGCCGCAGCAUGGAGGCAAAGAGUACUGUACAGAUUCAGGCCUGGUGGUUCCCAGCGUGUCCUACGAGCUUCACCAGCGUCUGCUGGCAGCUGCAGAGCGUUGCGGCCUGUCGGUGGAGCGCCGGCUGGAGACGAUCGGUGUCUGCGCCAGUCAGAUGGCUCUCACUCUGCUGGGCGGGCCGAACAGACUCACCCCAAAAAAUGUCCACCAGAGGCCCACUGUGGUGCUUCUGUGUGGGCCACACAUCCAGGGAGCGCAGGGCAUCAGCUGCGGCAGACACUUGGCCAACCAUGAAGUGGAGGUCAUCCUGUUCCUGCCAAACUUUCUCAAAAUGCAGGAGUCAGUCACCAGUGAGGUCAACCUCUACAGCAGGACCAGCGGCAAGCAGGUGUCCAGCGUCAAAGACUUGCCAGCGAGCCCCGUCGAUCUGGUCAUCAACUGCCUGGACUGCCACGAAAACCGACUGCUGAGGGAGCAGUCCUGGUACAAAUCGGCCGCUGACUGGGCCAACCAGAACCGGGCCCCAGUCCUGAGUAUCGAUCCUUCGGUCAGCGAGCAGCAUCAGCCUGUCCAGGCGAAGUGGACCCUCUCUUUGGGCCUUCCACUACUUCUCACUGAGGCGGAGAGCAGGGUCUACCUGUGUGACAUUGGCAUCCCUAAGCAGGUUUUCCAGGAGGUGGGGAUCCGCUACCACUCGCCCUUUGGAUGUAAAUUCGUCAUUCCUCUGCACUCGGCAUAAAAGAGGACUCACUGACAUUGCACUUGGUUACAAAUGGACAGUAUGAGGGAGUUAUCUGUUCAUUGCGUCUGGCAAUAACUGAGAAGCAGCUAUAUGACCAGACUGAUAUUUUGUUACAGACACAUCUGUUGUAGUUUUUUCUCUGACCCAUCGGACGCUCCCGGGAGUUUCUGCGCGUUGCGUGCGAUACCUCUUGUUUUUGAGAGGGAAAGAUUUCCUGUUCUUUGGUUUGUUUUGAUAAGGGCUCUGCGACGAUGUGAAUAUGUUUACAAAAUGCUGACCACUGUGAGUCUAUCUGUGACCUCUGACCCCGUGACCAGUCGGAGCCGCACAGACACAGUUCCUGUUUCCUCCUUUAGAUUACAUGUGGAGUCUGAUCCCGGCCCUGUGAACCGGAGCACGGCUCAGCCUAAAGCUGUCUGCCAGCCCAAAUCUACCAAUCAUGUCGGCGUCCACAGUCAUUGUCUUUUUUUACUUUCUCAAAUGGGUCUUUAUGUUUUGUAAUGGUUGUAGCAUUUUUCACUAAAAAAGGUGAUCUCUAUAUUUGUAUUUAUUUGUUGAAAACACCUCAGGAAUUAUGACUGGUGAACGUAUGUAUGAAUAACAUUUGAUAGUUCUCUUUGCAGUAGCGCUCUCGGAAGAAUAAUUUUCAGUUUUUGAAGAUUAGACACAAAUCUGAAGGACACGUCUUAAGCACCAAGAACAUCUCUGACCAGGUGCAUCACCAGGUAUCAGAGCUAGAUACUGUAGACACUGUAAAACCUAAUUAUUUAAUAUUUUCCUUUUUGACAUCAGAUUCACUUUCAGUGACGUAACCACUCUGACCACCUUCAUCUGUUUUGGUCAGAAUAAUGAUCUUCUGUUCAAACCUCAGAUCAGCAAAAUGUUACGAAAUUAAGAAGACAGCCUUAUUUGUAGCCUGGCAGCUAUGCACUUUUGAGAUUAUUCAGGUGUUUUUAAGAGAUAUUAAGUCCUCAAAGUCCUCGAAAUACAGUACUAGAAGUAAAAACCGUAAAGGUAAAAAAAAAGAAAAAAAAAGAAACACAUUUCUACACUUUAAUGAUUUAAUGAACCCUUUAACAUAUUGCAGAGAACGGCAAGCUCUUUAAACCUGUCUUUUGCUAAUGUGUGAAUGUUGUGGCUCUUACACCUAAAGAAUAUGUGUUGAACAAGAGAGUCACAUGGUCCUUCAAUCGAUAACACCUGAAGAAGUCUGAGAAAUCAUUCUUAUUUCCUGAGAGCAAAGAAACUGAGGGAGGUGAUUUGGUCAAUCUAUUGCGUACCUGCUUUCUAAGCUACCUUUUUUCUAAGCUUGUUACAGUCUUUUGAAAACUUGGAAGUCACCUAUUAUAGUGGGAACUGCAACAGACACAGUUUUGAGUCUUUUGCGAGGUGUUUAAACGUCUGUCUGUCCGUCUGUGUGUUUGAUUGUGUCACAGCCAUGUAAGACGCAGGCAGGAGGAAACUUCUGGUGUGUCGUGGAGAUCAAACUGCAGGCUGAGUUCAAAGACGGGUGGGAUCCGACCCACAAGUACCGAUAACUAAUGUAAUAAUGUAAUAAAAACCACUGAGCAGUCACGAGUCAGAACUUAAACGUGUUGACAGGUGUAGCGGCUGGUGUGACCCCAUCACAAUAUCUCUUUGUGUAUAUGUGUAAAGCAUUAAAAAAAGAAAAAAACAUUCAGCCUGGAUCUUCUGACAAAACGCAGGGUGACAUUAGGUGCUCCUUUUUAUAUUCAAGUGAAAUAAAAUCAUCUGAAAACAC